This is a messenger RNA of Oncorhynchus gorbuscha (pink salmon), 3150 nucleotides long. Its product is annotated as titin-like. Gene Ontology annotation, molecular function: cytoskeletal protein binding. The record is from RefSeq and is a predicted model, not a curated record. Gene Ontology annotation, cellular component: cytoskeleton. Gene Ontology annotation, biological process: cortical actin cytoskeleton organization. Lineage: Eukaryota; Metazoa; Chordata; Actinopteri; Salmoniformes; Salmonidae.
AUGCGGCAGAUGUCGGAGGAAAGGAUGCCAAAGGGAGAGCAGACUGUGGUGAAAACCAAGAAAACAGUGAGAAUAAUGGAAGAAAUGAGGAGAACACAGAAGACACUCGAGGAAAAGUCAUCAGAUGACAUUUUAUCAGAGGAAAGGCUGGGUGAUGGUUUUUAUACAGAGGGGGAAGUUUUGGUGAAAUUCAGAAAGGAUGUGGAGAGGGUUCCACAUAGAGUCAGACAAAUGGAGAAGCCCCAAGAAGAAGAAGAAGAAGAAGAAGAGGUAGUGGAAGUGAAUAUGCAGCCAUCCCAGCCAGAAGACAAGGACGAUUGGGUUGUGCUGCUGGACAGCCUCCCACACAAGAUUCUUUAUAAGCCUCCAGUCAUGCCAGCCGACUCCGCUCUGGUGCCUGUGGUCUCCACAAGAUUCUCUGUGGUGUUAGUAGACACGGUCGAGCAGAGAGCACCAGAGAGGGAAUGCAUUGAAGUGGAGGCCACACAGCAACAGCCUCAAAGGGGAUUGGUGGAAGCACGGAGACCGUGGCAAAUGCAGGAAGAUGAUUGGUUUAUGCUCUUGGACCUGGCUGAUCGUGUUCCUUCAGGUGUACCAACCACACCAGUUUCAGCUUCUUUGCAAGAGCAAGUUCAGGUGUACGUAGAUGAAACCAUCUCUUCCAUGGUUAAAGUGAUGACAGUGGUGCAGAGAGAGGAGACCAGGGUGACUGUAGUGGAGGAGAUGGAGGUACAGGAAGACCAGAGCCGUCUGGAACAGAAACCGUCACAGAGAGAGAUGGAAGAUGACUGGUUUGUUCUGCUGGACAUUGUUCCCAGAGAACCAUCUGUGAUUCCAUCAGCUUCUGUGGAAGAGCGUAUUCCGGUAUACCCUGAGGAAAGCGUCUCCUCUGUGGUUGAGUUGACGACAGUAGAGCAGAGAGAGGAGAGAAGGGUGACUGUAAUGCAAGAGGAGCGACGUCAAGAAGAAGUUCUACUUCCACCACAGCCAUCAAGAGAGAUGGACGAUGACUGGUUUGUGCAACUGGAUGUCGUGCCCAGAGAAACAUCCUAUAUACCACCAGUCGCUCCAGCAGAGCCAACACCGGUUUCUCAAGAUGUGAUCAGCCCUGUGGUUGAGGUAAAGGCUGAACAGCAGAAGCCAGUGGUGGUUCUGGUGGAGGAGACGAGGCCACAACAGGAACGGGAAGUAGAGGAGUGGCAGCGACAACCAGAGAGAGAUGAUGAUUGGUUUACACUGUUUGCUGAUGUCCGUGAGGAGCCGAUCAUUGUACCACCAGUUGCUCUUGGUGAGCAUACUCCGGUAUAUCCAGAUUUAAGCCAGACAACCUCUGUAGUUGAUGUGACGACCAUAGAAAGAACAAUUAAGAAGAGGGUGACUAUUGUUGAAGAGAGGUGGGGACAGCAAGAGGAGAUCCUCCAGUCAGAGAUGAUCAUCCCAGAGCAGAGACCACCAGCAGAGAGAGAGGAGGGAAAUGGACGGUUUGUUCUGUUGGAUGCCGUCCGUGAAGAACGUGCUGGGGUUCCACCAGUUUCCCUGGCUGUUAGCGAUAGGGUAUACCCAGAGGUUGUGCCAGCCAAACAUCUGACCAUUGAGCCUGAACCAAGAGUGUUUGUGGUGGAAGCAGUCCAAUCACUUCCUGAAGAUGUUGCCCUGGAGGGUAAGGCAACACAACCGCAGAGAGAGCAGGAUGAUGAUUGGUUUUUGCAGCUGGAUGUUGCCCCUACAGUAGCAGCUGCACCAGUGGUGGUGAUUUACUCUGAUGUGAGCACCACAGCUGUUACGGUGGUGAAGGAGACAGUGGAACAGAAACCACCAAAGACCGUGAGGAUCAUGGAAGAGACUGUUAAGAUGGAGGAGGGGCCGUUGGUAACACCUAAAGAAGUGGAUGAUGAUUGGUUCGUGCUCUGGGACCGCGCUCCCUCCAAGACAAUGACCACACCCAAGGCGUUCCAUGUAGACAGAGAGGUUAUAGAGCUGGUACCCCGGAGAACAGUGAUUGUGGUGGAGGAAACUAGGAAACCACAUAGAGUGGUGGAGGACAGACGUCAACCGGAGGUUGAACUGGUGAAAACACUGCCUCCCCAAGAGAGAGGGGAGGGUGAUGAUUGGUUCACGCUCUUUGAAGCCUCUCGCCAAGAGCCUGUGAAAAUGCCAACAGUUGCUGUGGUAACUAGACCUGCCCCUGUGGUUGAUGUGAUGGUGACGAGCACAGAGCAGAGAACCCAGAAAAGGGUGACGAUAGUGGAGGAGAGGUGGAGAGAGGAGAGGACCCUGCAGCAGAGACUGCCUCAGAGACAGAGAGGGAUGGACGAUGACUGGUUUGUCCUGCUGGAUGCUGCCCAUAAAGAAUUAGUUGCUCAACGUGAGCGUCUCCAGGUCUAUACUGACAUAACUGUGGUCAAAGGUCCAGCCGCUCAGCCCAAACCCAGAGUGGUGGUUGAGGAGGAGAAGAGACCAGCACAACCCCAGAGAGAUGUGGAUGACCAUUGGUUUGAGUUGCGGGAGAAAAAAUUGGUUGCAGUGGUGGCCACCCACAAGGCCACCCGUCCGGUCAGCGCCCCAGUCUUCUCCCAGGCAGCCCUGAUGGAAGCAGGGAUCCCCAUGGCCCCCCUGGACCUCCAGCAGCCCCAGACCUCCACCCCCAUCAGGCUGCCAGCCCGCCAGGACGACAGGAAGCUGCAGGUCACCGUGGAGGCAGUGGACGAGGGCUCAGCUGAGGUCAAGUCUGAGCAGACGCACACUGAGGAGCCGGUUCAAAUGAGGAAGAAAAGAGCGAAGAGAACUGAGGGUGACUCAAUUUAUAUCAGACAUAGUCUUUUAAUGUUGGAGGACUUUGAGAAGCCCCAGGAGGAUCUCAUCAGGCAUCAUACUAGUAUCAGUGAGCUGAAGAGGAACUUCAUGGCGUCUGUCCCAGAGCCGGGGCCCAGCGAAUGGGACAAGCGCCUGUCUACUCACUCCCCCUUCCGCAGCCUGGGCAUCAAUGGACAGCCUUUACCUGAUGCCGACGGGCCCCCUCUGGUUCAGACCCAGACAGUCACCAUCACAGACGUGUCCAACUCCCUCCCUACUGACGUCUCCACUAAGGAUGUCCCUAUCGUUCAGACCCAGACUAUCAGCUACGAGUCUGCAGAGGUGUCAGUUGAUGGG